AUGUCGAAUUACCAAAUAGCUCAAUCUCUUCAACGAUCCCCUUCUGUUUCAAGGCUUAACCAAAUUCAGCAGCAGCAACAACAUCAAGGUCAAUACGGAAACGUUUUGAGGCAACAAGCUGGGUUAUACGGAACGAUGAACUUUGGUGGGUCAGGUUCAGCUCAACAGAGCCAGCAAAAUUUGCAGCAGAACCAGCAGAUGGGUAACCCUAAUAUGUCGAGAGCAGCUUUGGUUGGUCAAACCGGUCACUUGCCAAUGCUCAGCGGUGCAUCUGGAGCAGCUCAGCUCAAUAUUCAACCCCAGUUAUUGGCUGCUUCGCCGAGGCAGAAACCUGGCCUGGUUCAAGGUUCGCAAUUUCAUCCGGGAAGUUCUGGACAACAGUUACAGGGGAUGCAAGCAAUGGGAAUGAUGGGAUCAUUGAAUUUGACUUCGCAAAUGAGAGGCAAUCCUGCUCUCUAUGCUCAACAACGAAUCAACCAGGGGCAGAUGAGACAGCAAUUGUCACAGCAAAACUCUCUUACUUCACCUCAGGUAUGA
This is a messenger RNA of Arabis nemorensis, 537 nucleotides long. Lineage: Eukaryota; Viridiplantae; Streptophyta; Magnoliopsida; Brassicales; Brassicaceae. The record is from the annotation of a GenBank genome assembly.